AUGUCCUCUGAAACUUUUGAAUUUCAAGCUGAGAUCACUCAAUUGAUGAGUUUGAUCAUCAACACAGUCUAUUCUAACAAAGAAAUUUUCUUGAGAGAAUUGAUCUCUAACGCUUCCGAUGCCUUAGAUAAGAUCAGAUACCAAGCUCUAUCUAACCCAAAGGAAUUAGAAUCUGAACCAGAAUUAUUCAUCAGAUUGACUCCAAAGCCAGAAGAAAAAGUUUUAGAACUUAGAGAUUCUGGUAUUGGUAUGACCAAAGCUGAUUUGAUUAACAACUUGGGUACCAUUGCGAAGUCCGGUACUAAAGCUUUCAUGGAAGCUUUAUCUGCUGGUGCCGAUGUCUCUAUGAUUGGUCAAUUCGGUGUUGGUUUCUACUCUCUUUUCUUAGUCGCUGACAAGGUUCAAGUUAUCUCUAAGAACAACGACGAUGAACAAUACAUUUGGGAAUCUAAUGCUGGUGGUUCUUUCACUGUUACUUUAGAUGAAUCUAAUGAAAAGAUUGGUAGAGGUACCGUCUUAAGAUUGUUCUUAAAGGAUGAUCAAUUAGAAUACCUUGAAGAAAAGAGAAUUAAGGAAGUUGUUAAGAGACAUUCUGAAUUCGUUUCUUACCCAAUUCAAUUAUUAGUUACUAAGGAAGUUGAAAAGGAAGUCCCAGAAACCGAAGAAGAAAAGAAAGAAGAAGAUGACAAGAAACCAAAAUUGGAAGAAGUCGAUGAAGAAGGUGAAGAAAAGAAGGAAAAGAAGACCGUUAAGGAAGAAGUUAAAGAAUUAGAAGAAUUAAACAAGACUAAGCCUCUAUGGACUAGAAACCCAACUGACAUCACAAAGGAAGAAUACAAUGCUUUCUACAAGUCUAUCUCUAAUGAUUGGGAAGAUCCAUUAUAUGUUAAGCACUUCUCUGUUGAAGGUCAACUAGAAUUCAGAGCUAUUCUAUUCGUUCCAAAGAGAGCUCCAAUGGAUCUAUUCGAAAACAAGAAGAAGAAGCACAACAUUAAGUUAUACGUUCGUCGUGUUUUCAUUACUGAUGAAGCUGAAGAUUUAAUCCCAGAAUGGUUAUCCUUCGUUAGAGGUGUUGUUGACUCUGAAGAUUUACCAUUAAACUUAUCCAGAGAAAUGUUACAACAAAACAAGAUCAUGAAGGUUAUUAGAAAGAACAUCGUUAAGAAGUUGAUUGAAGCCUUCAACGAAAUUGCCGAAGAUGCUGAACAAUUCGACAAGUUCUACUCUGCAUUCGCCAAGAACAUCAAGCUUGGUAUCCAUGAAGAUACUCAAAACAGACCAGCUUUGGCUAAAUUGCUAAGAUAUAACUCUACUAAGUCUGGUGAAGAAAUGACUUCUCUAGCUGAUUAUGUCACUAGAAUGCCAGAACAUCAAAAGAAUAUUUACUACAUCACUGGUGAAUCUCUAAAGGCUGUUGAAAAGUCUCCAUUCUUAGAUGCUCUAAAGGCUAAGGACUUCGAAGUACUAUACUUAGUUGACCCAAUUGAUGAAUAUGCUUUCACCCAAAUGAAGGAAUUCGAUAGUAAGACUUUAGUUGAUAUCACUAAGGAUUUCGAACUAGAAGAAACUGACGAAGAAAAGGCUGAAAGAGAAAAGGAAAUCAAGGAAUACGAACCAUUAACCACCGCCUUAAAGGAAAUUCUAGGUGAACAAGUUGAAAAGGUUGUUGUUUCUUACAAGCUUGUUGAUGCUCCAGCUGCUAUCAGAACCGGUCAAUUUGGUUGGUCCGCUAACAUGGAAAGAAUCAUGAAGGCUCAAGCCCUAAGAGAUUCUUCGAUGUCUUCAUACAUGUCUUCAAAGAAGACUUUCGAAAUUUCACCAGCUUCUCCAAUUAUUAAGGAAUUGAAAAAGAGAGUUGAAGAUGGUGGUGCUCAAGAUAAGACCGUUAAGGACUUGACUAACUUAUUAUACGAAACCGCUCUAUUGACUUCUGGUUUCACUUUAGAAGAACCAACUUCUUUCGCUUCCAGAAUCAACAGAUUGAUCUCUCUAGGCCUAAACAUCGACGAAGAAGAAGAAAAGACUGAAGAAGCUGCUCCAGCUGCUGAAGCUACUGUUGAAGAAGUUCCAGCUGACACCGAAAUGGAAGAAGUUGAUUAA
Maudiozyma saulgeensis is the source of this 2100-nucleotide messenger RNA. The record is from the annotation of a GenBank genome assembly. Lineage: Eukaryota; Fungi; Ascomycota; Saccharomycetes; Saccharomycetales; Saccharomycetaceae.